GUAUAUACAGUCGCUGCUAUAUGUCAAUAAACAAGAGCUUCUAGUAGUCGACUACAAUUUAUUUUUUGUACGUCCACUCACAAAGUGCAGAAGAAAUUUCGCAAACAUGUUUCGUUUUCUCGUGGUGGCCGCGGCACUUUUCGUGCUGAUCGAUGGCCAAACAAAAAUCCAGAGAAUUAAAUUGCACAAGAUGGAUUCUAUACGAAAAGCUUUGAAGAAAGCUGGUCUUGACGUGCAACAAAUUUUAGCCGAAGAUAAUACAGGAGCGGAAGGUUUGACCAAUUAUCUAGACAUGGAGUACUAUGGUCAAAUCAGUAUCGGAACUCCACCGCAAACCUUUACAGUAAUAUUUGAUACUGGUUCCUCAAAUCUUUGGGUGCCAUCGCAAAAAUGCCAAUCUGAUAAUCAAGCUUGCGCAUUACAUCAUAGAUACGAUAGUAGCAAAUCGACCACAUAUGAAGCAAAUGGUAAACCGUUUGCUAUUCAGUAUGGCACUGGCAGUCUGUCUGGAUUCUUAUCUACUGAUGUAGUAAAUGUUGCCGGCCUCAAUGUUCAACACCAAACAUUCGCAGAAGCAACCUCUGAGCCUGGCUCAACGUUCGUUUAUGCGCAAUUUGACGGUAUCUUGGGUUUGGGCUAUGACACGAUAUCCGAAGAUGGAGUGACGCCUGUCUUCUACAACAUGGUCCAACAAGGCCUAGUAGAACAACCUAUUUUUAGCUUCUAUCUGAAUCAAGAUGACUCUUCGGCCGAGGUAGGUGAAUUGAUAUUUGGUGGUACUGAUCCUGAUCAUUACGUCGGUGAGAUCACAUACGUUCCUGUUACUCAACAAGGAUACUGGCAAUUUGCUCUGGAUGGUGUCAAAGUAGGUGAUAAAUACAUGGUCGUGGCUGGCUACCAAGCUAUCGCUGACACGGGUACCUCACUAAUAGUUGGACCAUCAGACAUUAUCGACGUUAUUAACCAAAAAAUUGGAGCUGAUAGUAAUGGAAACGUGGACUGCAGUCAGCUUUCUAAUUUGCCUACAAUUAGUUUUAUUGUGAAUAGUGGAACAUACUUAGGUCUUACUCCUGACUAUUAUAUUAUUCAAGAUCAAGGAACAUGUAUAAGCGGCUUCUCAGGAUCUGACUCAUCGCUAUGGAUUCUGGGCGAUGUAUUUCUUCGUCGUUACUAUAGCGUGUAUGAUCAGGGAAAUAACCAAGUGGGAUUUGCUCAGUCGAAAUAAAUGUCAAUUGCCCUGUUUUGAAGUUAUACCGUUAGACAUUAGAUAUAAAUGACAACCUUGCAAAAAAUGAAAAAAAAAUUCUUUUUUUAUAACAUUUAAUGCUUAUUGUUUCGUAAUUUUUAAUUAUAAUUAUUUAUGCGGUGCACUGUUAUAAACGGAUAUUUUUGUGAUAUAUUCAAAAAUUAAAAUAAAGAUAUAUGCGAAAUUUUCCAUCAAUAUAAUUUGAUGUAUCUAUUAUAUAUUGUCCAAAUACAAAUAAAUAUG
This is a messenger RNA of Formica exsecta, 1489 nucleotides long. RefSeq names its product lysosomal aspartic protease-like. Bases 107 to 1225 code for a protein of 372 amino acids. Gene Ontology annotation, biological process: proteolysis. Gene Ontology annotation, molecular function: aspartic-type endopeptidase activity. The record is from RefSeq and is a predicted model, not a curated record. NCBI's taxonomy places the organism in Eukaryota, Metazoa, Arthropoda, Insecta, Hymenoptera, Formicidae. The transcript has 8 exons.